Messenger RNA from Cordyceps fumosorosea ARSEF 2679, 864 nucleotides. RefSeq names its product methyl transferase-like protein. Lineage: Eukaryota; Fungi; Ascomycota; Sordariomycetes; Hypocreales; Cordycipitaceae. The transcript has a single exon. The coding region runs from base 1 to 864 and encodes 287 amino acids. The record is from RefSeq and is a predicted model, not a curated record.
AUGGCAGCCAUCAGCAUCGCCGACCGCCAAGCCGCUUCGGCGCCGGCUCCCGAUACCAUCACCACCGCCGACUUCAACGUUGCCGACAUGGCCCUAUACGGACUAAAGCGCGCCCGCGCCCGCCUCACUGCCCUAGAUGCCAAGCCGGUAUGGGAUGCCGCCGACACAGCCUCCUUCGACUGCAUGCACUACCUCGGCGACACCGCCCUGCACGCGGCCGCCCGAGCCCUCCGCCUGCAACCUGGCGCGCGCGUCGUUGACGUCGGCGCCGGUUUCGGCGCCACCGGCCGCUUCCUCCAUCGCCACUACGGCGCCGACGUCACCGGCAUCGAGCUGCAGUCCGCCAUCCACGACCUCGCCGAGACCAUCACCGCGCGCAACCGGCUUUCCGCCCACGCGCGCUCCCUCAACGCCGACUUCACCACCCUCGCGCCUGCCGCCGUCGGCGCGCCCGUCGACCACGUCGUAUCGUUCCUCUGCAUCUUGCACAUCCCCGACCGUGCCGCCGUCUUCUCCAAGACGGCGUCGUUGCUGCGGAGAGACGGCGGCAUCUAUGUGGAGGACUUCUUCGCGCGGAAAGAGCUGGACGCGGAGAUGGUGCGAAAGCUGCGCGACGUGGUGUCGUGCCCGUACCUGCCGAGCCGCGAGCGGUACGUGGCGGACCUGGAGGGCGCGGGCUUCGGGGACGUGGUGUUUGAGGAGGUGACGGACGCUUGGGCGGACUACGUGCAUGCGCGCGCGAUCGAGUACAGGCGGUCGUCGGAGCCUGAGCCGUUUCUGAUGACGUUUUACGAUACCAUUGAUGAGUUAUUCCAAGGGGGGAAGCUAGGAGGUGCUCGGAUCAUGGCGAGAAAAAUAGAGUAG